This is a messenger RNA of Alternaria arbusti, 5352 nucleotides long. RefSeq lists its product as uncharacterized. The record is from RefSeq and is a predicted model, not a curated record. The transcript has 3 exons. Lineage: Eukaryota; Fungi; Ascomycota; Dothideomycetes; Pleosporales; Pleosporaceae. Bases 1 to 5352 code for a protein of 1783 amino acids.
AUGGCGGUCGCACAACCAGCCAUCGCUGUUCAUGUCGCUAUUGAUCGACGCAAUCAAAGACUUCCCACUGAUGACUAUGACACCGAUGAGUCGUAUCAUAGCGAAGUCAGCGAUGAAGAUACUAGAGACAAAGUAGAAGACGAUAGUGACGUGGAAGAGGAGUUUGAUAGCAAGGUUGAAGGUACAGGGGACGACGAAGAUGAGCACUUGGAAGACAGCGACGUUGACGGCAGUGACUAUGAACGGGCUUCAGACGAUGAGACAUCUGAGAGCGACAGCGAACAUGAAGACGGCGGGUUGCCAUACGAUAAGUCAGCUGGCAAUGUUCAGAUACCGCCUGUUAGCUACCCUCAAAAGUCUUCCGUGGUUCCAGAAGCACUGAGGCCAGGACCGAAUGACCACGAUCCCCGGACAAUGCCUGCGCAGCAACGCCAAACCUCUAGUCUAAGAGCUCCAGUGUAUCCAUAUACGCCUUCUGAAUUGCGACAAGCAGAUCGGCGCCAAGAUAUCUCUGUUCAACACCAGCACUUCCAAGACGUUGCUCCGUCUCCUCCGCAAACUGCGCAAACCUCCCGAACAAGCCUGCCGUCAUGGCAGCAGCCCUACCAGCAUUCGAUGCAAGAGGAGGAAGCGGAAGACGAAUAUGAAGAAUAUAUGGAAGAAACAGAAGGGGAGGAGGAAGGCACCGACGACUAUGACGAUCUAGCGCGUGGACCGAUUGUUCAAAGACGGUCAUACGAGUCAGCAGGACGUCAAAUGCAGAUGCCUUCUCAGGACCAGGGAAUGGAACGACAACGCCAAGAGCAAAUCAGAGCUACACUGGCAAAGAAGGCUUCAGACGAGCGAAUGGCGCAAGAACAGGAGGCGGCCGAAGCCGCGGCCGAAGCAGCGCAUUAUCAAGCGCAGCGACAACAGAUCCAAGCCCAAAGACAAGAAAUCGACAGGAAACGCCAAGAGAAUAUGCAAGUUGCCAUGCAACAAAGACAAGUAGCGCAGCAGCAAGCGCAGGAAGAGGAAGAGGAAGAAGAUGAGCUCGCAGCACAGCAAGAAGCUGCAGAAGCGGCGGCCAGCGAGACUGCCCAGCGAAAGUUCGAAUAUGCACAGCGUCAACAAGCACUUCAGAUGCAACGAGCGCAGCAGAAGCAUGCGGAUGAUGAACUCGCCGCCAGGGAAGAUGCGGACUGGGCUGAUCAGGAAGCCGAAAAGGCCGAGGCACAGCAGCGGGCCUUCCAGCAGCAGCAACAGUGGCAAGAACAACAAAGAUCUCAAGAAGAUGAAGAGUAUCAGGCACAACAACAGGCACAGUGCCAACAGCAACAGUUGCGAGAACAACAAAAAGCCCAAGAAGUUGCAGAUAAAGCUGCUCGGAAGCAAGCAGCAGAUGAAGCUCGCCAGUAUGCAAAGCAAGAGAAAGAUGCGAAGAAGGUGGAGGAGAAAGCAGUAAAGGACGAGAAAAAAGCUCAAGAGAAGGAGCGAAAGGAUGAAAAGAAAGCGGAAGAGAAAGAGCGAAAGGACGAACAGAAAGAGGCUGAUCGAGAGGAACGUGAGACUCGUCGAGUGGAAGAUCAGGAGGCCAAACGCGAACGAAAGGCCGAGGAUGAUGAACGACGGAAAGAACAGCGCGAGAUGGACCGUGAAGCCCAGAAGGCUAAGCGGGCGAAUGAUAUAGAGAUGAAAAGGACACGGGCAGAGGAAACGCGGGAAUGUAAAGCCGAGGAUGCCGUUCAGCGACAACAGCAACAGGAAAUCGACAGAGAAGCCCGUAAGACUCAAAGAGAACUCGAUGCGGCCGAAAAGACUCAACGAGCACAGGAGCAAGCCGAGCUCAGAGCAGAGGAAGCAUCCCAACGCAUUGAAGAACGCUCCGCGACACAAGAGGCCAGAAAGGCGGAGCGAGAAGCCCAGAGGCAGAUGCAUUUAGCUGAGAAGCGCAGCACGAUGGAGGAAACGGCUGCUGGAGCUACCCAUCGUAUGGAAGAACAUGCCAUGGAGCAAGAAGCAAAGCGUGCCGAGCGGGAGAUUGAGGUCCAGAGACGCCAGGCCGAACUAGAAGAUAAGAAGGCUCGACGAGCCACUGAAGCUGAGGAGAACAGAUUGAGAAAGGAGAGUGAAGACGAAGAGCGAGCGCACAAGAAGGGAGCUGAUCAGGAAAAGAAGACUCAUAAACAAGAGGAGAGGCAGCGUAUGCAGGAAGAGGAGGACGAGCGACGGACGGAGGCUGGGCAGUUGGAGGGCAUGAUGAGACCCAAGGACAUCAUGAUCAACAACAUGGCAGUCAUUCGGACGAAAAUCAUGGCCACCAACAAGGUAGACACCCAGAUACGCAGCAUGACGACCCUAGAGGUCCUAAUCACGCAAGCGGAAAUCAUCAAGAUCACGCAAGACAACCUGGACAACAGGGUCGACAAGACGGUGGCCAUUGGGACGGUAACCAUGGCCACCAACAAGGAAGAUACCCAGAUACGCGACAUGGCGAUUCUAGAGGUCAUGACCAUCCGGGUGGAAAUCAUCAAGAUCAUGCGAGACAAGGACAACAGGGUCGACAAGACGGUCGCCAUUGGGACAGUAACCAUGGUCAUCAACAGGGAAGAUACCCAGAUACACCACUUGGCGAUUCUAGAGGUCAUGGUCACCCAGGCGGAAAUCAUCCGGAUCACGCCGAAGAAGGACAUGGUAACGGACUACGUCAAGAAAGACACCCAUAUAUGCAGCGCGGCGAUCCUAGAAGUCAUAGUCACCAAGGCGAGAAUCACAUGGAUCACGCCAGUCAUGGACGUGGUGAUGAACUACACCUGGGCGGGGCGAGAAGCGCAGGAGGCAAAUUUGGAGGCUGCACAGAACCCUCAUAGCCCCAACGCUCAAGGCAAAGGCAUCAACAACGGAAACGGCGCGAAUGCGAACGGUGCCAAGCAGAAACCUGUGAUGAAUCGAGAGUUGGUCUUGCAGGGAAGAAAGGACAGGAAAGAGGCAAAGAGGUUAAAUAAGGCUGCGGGGAAUGACGCCAAUUCUCAAGAAGAGAGCGCAGGUGAACCGAUUAGGGAGCACACAGACGACGCGCAGAAAGAUGCUGCUAGACAACCUGCGGGUACGGAGGCUGAGAUAAAGAAAGCGCGGGAGGACAGGAAGAAAGCGCUGCAAGACAAGAAAGCCGCGAAGAAGGAAGCUAACGCCCAGAAAGAAGCCGCUGCCUCGGGUACCAAGCAUGACAAUACGACUAAAGAUCAGAAGAGCGUAGAUGGUCCAGCCAAAGGAAAGCAGAGCGCAGAAGACAGCGCAGAGACUAAUCGGAAGAUUGCCAACCACACGAUUACCAACAAGACGGUCAACAACCAGACAAUCACCAAUCAGACGAUUACCAACCGAACGAUUAACAACGAACAUGUUACGAACGCCAAGACCGAAAAAGGGCCCUCGAAGAAAGAUAUCAUCGCAAAGAAGAGGACCGAGCGAAAGGCUAAGAAAGAGAAGGACGCUGAACAUAAGGACGCUGAACAUAAGGACGCUGAACAUAAGGACGCUGAACAUGAGGACGCUGAUCAUAAUGAUACUGAACACAAGGAUUCUGAGAACAAGGGUUCUGAACGCAAGGAUGCUGAACAUGAGGUCGCUGAACUUAAGGAGAGUAAGAACGGUGGAGCGAAGUCAGACAGUACAGACGCAGACUCCAAAGCAGCCAAUAAGAAGGAGGCGGAUGCAAAGCAGGAAACCGAAGCGAAGGAGGCAGCUUCGAAACUGAAAAUAGUGCACAAGGCUGAGAAAGCUGAUGAGAAGAGCGAAAAGAAGGGGGGUGAGAAGGUUGGUAAGGAAGUUGUUCCAUUUACCAUCAAGCAUGCCGAUAAGUCUGGGGAGCCAAGUACUGCGAAAGCUGAGAAAGAUGCUCAGAAAGCGGAAGAGGCCCGGAAGAAGCUCGAAGCUAAACGAGUCGCAUCUGAGAAGAAGGCCCAAGACAAGGAGGAGAGGUUGAAACUGAAGUCUCUCAUAAGGCCUGAGUCCUCUGAUGCCAAGAAAGCCGCCGAAGCAGAGAAGCAAAGACUGAAGCUCGCAGCCAAAGAAGCGGCCAAGGACAAGAAGCCUGAAGCUAAGCAACUCGCAAUCGACAACAAGCCACAUGAGAAGGAGCAGAAGUUGGAUCACAAAUCUAGCGCGAGUAUAUUCCAUUCGCAUGAAAGCCAUACACAGAGCUCUGAACAUCGACAAGUUAGCUUGUUCAGAUCGAGUGCGAAACAUGAGGCCACGGAUACCAAAGCGCCCGAAAAGGCGGAGCAACGGAGGCUGAAGACAGCAGCCAAAGAAGCCGCAAAGGGACAGAAGCUGAUAAUGCAAGCCGAAGCGAAGGAACAGAAGCUCAUCACGCAAGCUGCAGCGAAGGAACUGCGCACAGCCUCUAAUAAACCUGCAAAAGAACAGACGCUCAUAACACUGGCCACCGCCAAACAAGGAGCCGCCGCACGAAGAGACCAAGAAAAGGAAGAGAAACGUCAGAAGAGAAUAGAAGCCCGAUUGAUGACUGAGCAGCCGAAACAAGAGCGGAGUUUGGUCAAGUUUGGAAAGAGAGAGCAUGAUCAGCCGAAACAAGAGCAAAGUCUGGUCUUAUUUGGCAAGAAAGGCCAUGAUCAGCCGAAGCCAGAGCAAAGUCUAGUCAAAUACGAAAAGAAAGAGCAGGAUGAAGCCGCCAAGAAACAGCGGAAGGCAAAGGAAGAGGAAGAGAAACGCAAGAAGAAGGAGGACGCCCGCGUCGAAGCAGAGCGUCGGAAAGUAGAGCAGGCGAAGCUUAAAGCAGAAAAAGAGCAGCUUCAAGCCCAGAAGAAAGAGAAAGACAAAGCUGAAAAGGCAGAGAAGGAUAGACUAGCAGCAAUCCAGAAGGAAGAGAAGAGGAAGCUUAAAGCUGAGGAGGACAAGAAGGCCGAAGCUUUAAAGAAACAGCAUAAGCAAAAGGAAGAAGAAGAGAAACGCAAGAAAAAAGAGGAUGUUGAGUUCUCCAGAGCUCAACAUCUGGCAGACCAAGCGAAAGGUCUAGCCGCAAAGAAACAGAAAGAUAAGAAGGAAAAGGAUGAGAAGCGCAAGAAGAAGGAAGACGACCACUUCGAGGCAGCUCAUCAGAAAGCAGAACAAGAGAGGACUAAAAUUGAGCGGCAAAGGAAAGAGAAAGCUGCAAAAGCAGCGAAGGAGGAGGACGACCCGUUCAGGAGAAAACUUGAUAUACAGCAUGGAGAGUGGGAGGCGAAGAGGAACGCUGCGAAGAGUGCUCCGAAACCAGCGGCCGCGUCCAGGCCUACAGGUGCAAGGAAUGCUGCUCCAGCUAGGAAGCCUGCUCCUGCUAGAAACGCUGCUCCUGCCAGAAAGCGGAGGUAG